AUGGCUGACUGCAAACGAAUAAUUGAAACCCCCAUGGAAACUAAACUAAAACCACAUCUAUUGUCUGAAGGGCAGCGGAUUGAUGCUCCAUACCAAGAACUUAUGGGGAGAUUAAUCUACUUGACUGUCAACACAAGACCAGACAUGUCUUUCUCAGCCAGCUUCCUGAGUCAGUAUAACACUACAUUCACAGAAGCCCACUGGACUCUAGCUAAGAGAGUACUAAAAUACCUGAAGGCAACCUCAGCAGUUGGGCUUACUUUCACAAAAUCUGCAAAACCUACUUUCUGCGUGAUUGGUUAUGCUGAUGCGGAUUUUGAAGGAAAUUCCACAAACUAUAAAUCCUUUACUACUGCUUCACCUUGGAUGCAUUGGCAUUGGGUGGUAUUGAAUCUGUAG
This is a messenger RNA of Frankliniella occidentalis (western flower thrips), 399 nucleotides long. RefSeq lists its product as uncharacterized. The record is from RefSeq and is a predicted model, not a curated record. NCBI's taxonomy places the organism in Eukaryota, Metazoa, Arthropoda, Insecta, Thysanoptera, Thripidae. The transcript has a single exon. Bases 1 to 399 code for a protein of 132 amino acids.